Varroa destructor (honeybee mite) is the source of this 1777-nucleotide messenger RNA. Its product is annotated as splicing regulator SDE2. Gene Ontology annotation, cellular component: nucleus. Lineage: Eukaryota; Metazoa; Arthropoda; Arachnida; Mesostigmata; Varroidae. The record is from RefSeq and is a predicted model, not a curated record.
AUCUAUACUCUACUAUCGGUCGGAAUGGACGUGUACAUUCGGUUGCCGAAUUCGAAAGAACUUAUUACGAUUUGUCUUCCAACAGACUCGCGUUGCAAUGCCAUCUUUAGAAGCUUCAAAGGUGACUUCUACCUCCAUAAGAAUGGGUACCAUUUAUUUCCGCAUGAUGAGCUGCGCCCGGAGGAUACAAUUGAUAUUGUGUAUCGCCUUCGAGGCGGUAAAGGCGGCUUCGGUUCGAUGUUACGAGCGAUCGGAGCUCAGAUUGAAAAGACCACAAAUCGCGAAGCUUGCAGGGAUCUCACGGGUAGGAGACUCCGGGCCAUCAAUGACGAGCGAAGAGGUCGCCAUUAUGCACGCCUAAAAGCACAAAGGGAACAGGAAAGGGAGGAAAGACGGCGUAAAAAGCUGGAGACCCUUGCAACCUCAGUACCACGGCACGAAUUCGACGACCAGGAGUAUAUUAACGAACGCAGUCAGAUUCCAGAUCGUGUCGAAAAGGCUCUUGAAGAUGCACUUUAUCAGGAACCCGGACCAUCACGAAAGAAGCCGCGGUAUGUACCGCCCAAGAACAUGAAAGGAACAUGGCUGGAUGAACUCGAAUUUGAAAUGCAAAUGACCGAGAAUGCCUCCGAUAGAUCCGCAAGCGACGAGGAAAUUACUGACAAAGGAAAGGCUUCGUCGAAACGCAAGAGUAAAAAGUAUGAUCCAUAUUCUACGCAGAUUCCUAUCGACGACUCUGAGAGACCAAGCAGCCCAAAUCUUGAGUGCGACGAAUCAGUGGAGGAAGUCCUUAUAGAAAACAUUGCUGUUGCCAAUGAGGGACAAGUCGUUAACAUUGGUAGUUCAGCUGAUUCGGCAGGCAUGACUUCAUGUACUGACGAACAGGCUACAGAACCACCGAAACGACCACAUUCUACAACAGAAGAGAAGACUGAGGUGCCCUCAGCUGAUCGAUGCCCGUUAAAUUUAUCUGGUGUUUCCUCCAUCGAUGAACUUACUGAGAAAUUUUCCGCGGAUGAGUUGAAAACUGAGCUGAGUAGGCGCGGCGUGAAGUGCGGUGGUACCCCCAAGGAGAGGGCUGAACGAUUAUGGACAGUGAAGGAUCUGGGAAUUGAAGACAUUCCAAAAAAACUUCGAGCUAAAAAAUAAUCUACUCAUUUUGUUCUGUUUUGACAAUCCACUUGCUUUUGCAGCAAGUCGGCAGCAUGUCGGACAGCUACUACUUGCAAAUAUUGUCCUAUCGAGAUUAUGCACCUGUCAUGUUGACGAAGAUUAUUCGCAAAGGUGUGGAAGAAUCAGCCAAAAGCAACAUAUUACGUCGCAUUCCCUCGGUUUAUAUUCUAUCAAUACUUGCACUGUUUAAAUAAAAAUCAUAUGAACUUUCCCUGUGGUUAUAGCUAUCACAUGAAACAAAAUAUUAAGUUUGCACUCUGCCUGUACGGUAACCACCUGGCGAAUGAUUGAUAACUGUAAAUAAGAAGGGACUAUUUUGAUGCUACUAACGAGUAAAUAAAAUGGGUGUCAAAAUAUACUAUUGGUCCAAAGCAAUGAUAAUGAUUAUCUUUAACUUAAUCAAAAAACUUCAGAAAAUUAUAAAAAAGCAUUAAUGCGUUAGGUACUUUAGCAAAUUUGCUAUCCUUAAUUUGCUUAGAUCUGGCGACAACCAGACUCAAGAAAUUUCACAUACUCUUUGUGAUAAAAAUCUCAUGUCACGUUGAAUAACGUAAAUUAAUAAAUAUAGGAAAGUAUAUAUAGAACGUAGAGAAAAUAGACUCGA